This is a messenger RNA of Diabrotica virgifera virgifera (western corn rootworm), 1738 nucleotides long. RefSeq names its product cysteine-rich PDZ-binding protein. Gene Ontology annotation, cellular component: dendrite. Gene Ontology annotation, biological process: cytoplasmic microtubule organization. The coding region runs from base 138 to 440 and encodes 100 amino acids. The transcript has 2 exons. The record is from RefSeq and is a predicted model, not a curated record. Gene Ontology annotation, molecular function: microtubule binding; PDZ domain binding. Lineage: Eukaryota; Metazoa; Arthropoda; Insecta; Coleoptera; Chrysomelidae.
ACCUAAUCUAAUAAGUGUCAAAAAUGUCAACCUAAAUUUUAUCAAAAUAAACUUCGUUCUUCAAAACAUUUCAUUGUCGUUAUAUCCUUCCUUUUAUUCUAAUACUGCUAUUGAUUUUACCUUUUUAGCAGUAAAUCAUGGUCUGCGAUAAAUGCCAAGCAAAAUGUGGAAAAGUAAUCACUCCCGAUCCUUGGAAAACUGGGGCUAGAAACACCACAGAAUCUGGAGGACGAAGAGUAAAUGAAAAUAAAGCUCUGACUUCAGCAAAAAAUCGAUUCAAUCCGUACACGACGAAAUUUGAAACUUGCAGGAUAUGUAGGCAAAAAGUGCACCAAGUUGGAUCACAUUACUGCCAGGCAUGUGCCUACAAGAAAGGAAUAUGUGCCAUGUGUGGAAAGAAAAUAAUCAGUACCAAGAAUUAUAGACAAUCUUCCACUUGAAUGAGAGUAAGCUUUUAAGGCAGACUUAGAUAUAAUAAAGGGUAAAAAGACAGAUGAAAAUGUAAGAUCUGUUUUACUGUAUUAUAAAUAGUUUUUCUUUUCGUAUAUGUACCGGGUGGUGAAUUGGAAAACGGGCCAUAGGAAACUCAAUGUAAAAUUCUAAAUUGUUGAAUUCCUGCUUCCCUAAUUAUUUUACAUCAAAAGUCAUGAGAAACUAUUUGUAGGGGAUUAAAAUCUGUAUUAAAAACAAAAGUUAAAAUUGUUCUACGAUUUAAACACAGUCCAAAAUUUUGAAAAAUAGAAUACAUUUGCCAUACUUAAGUAAGUGCGUAAAAGUAAGGCCACACGUUACUAUUUCUGACAGUACGCAAACUAUUGACUGAAUAAAACAUCUUUAUUAUUACUACUUUCUCCUCAACUGAGGACAUCUUUUCGACUUUAUUGUUUUUUAAACAAUAAAAACGAUAAAAUAAAAAUACUGACAGUUCAAAAUAUUGUUAAUACAGUACAACCUGCCAUAUCCAGACCUGUCAUAUCCGGACCUCCCCAUGUCCGGACAGUUCUGCCAUCUGGAUCUACCGAAAUCUACCGAGAAAGGCAAUGUUGUUAGACAACGCACCCUCUCAUCCCGACCCAAAAGAACUAAAAUAUGGCAAAAUAAUGUAUUAUAGAAUCUAUAAAACGUGUCUAUCAACGAAAGUUACUGACGGCGUUGAUUACUGGAAUCUAUGAAGGAGAAAACGUUUAAGAGACACUAUAAAAGAAGUGGUCUUGAUAUCCGGAUUUUUUCAUAUCCGGAUCAGUCUGUCGCCACAUUGAUCCGGAUAUGGCAGGUUUUACUGUAUAAUAAUUUGUGUGUGGCCUAAAUUUGGCAAAUACUUUGAUAAAAUUUAUAUUUUACAAAAUUUUGGAAUGUGUUUAAUUCUUAGAACAAUUUUAACAAUUGUUUUCAAUAAAGAUUUCAAUCCUCUACAAAUAGUUUCUCAUGUCUUUUGAUGUAGAAUAAUUAGGGAAGCAGGAAUUCAACAGUUUAGAAUUUUACAUUGAGUUUCCUAUGGCCCGUUUUCCAAUUCACCACCCUGUAUAAGUACAAAUGUUAGCAGUAAACAUUAAAAUUAAGACUAAAGAACUUUUGUAUUUUGUUUUUAGUAAAUACGGUAUAUUUAUUAAAUUAUAGUUUGUGUAUAACUAUUAUUAAUAUUUCACUAUGUUUAUUUCUAUGAAUAAAGUGUGUGUUUGUAUAUUUUUAAGCAUAUUAUUUUGUAAUCAGUAAAUGUAAAUAAAAAUAUUCUUACUUA